This is a messenger RNA of Copidosoma floridanum, 1145 nucleotides long. Its product is annotated as 3'(2'),5'-bisphosphate nucleotidase 1. Gene Ontology annotation, molecular function: 3'(2'),5'-bisphosphate nucleotidase activity. NCBI's taxonomy places the organism in Eukaryota, Metazoa, Arthropoda, Insecta, Hymenoptera, Encyrtidae. The record is from RefSeq and is a predicted model, not a curated record. Gene Ontology annotation, biological process: phosphatidylinositol phosphate biosynthetic process.
UCUGAAUUGCUGCAUGGAAUAAACAAGUUGUUGUGUGGGUACAGGUAUUUUAGGAUUUUAUUGUAUCUCAAUGAGAUAAGCUUACGUUAUAAUAAUUAUAAUAUAUGCACACGUAUUUGAUAAAAUUGAUUGUUAAAUUGAGUGACGAGUACACUUGGCAGAUUAAUUUGAAGUUUUCAGGGUAACGGGAAAAUAAAAUAGAUGAGCAAUGGCCCAAAGUGCUGCUCUUUUAACACGCCUAGUGGCAUCUACUGUACCAAUAGCUACAAAAGCUGGUCAAAUUGUGCGAGAUGUCAUGAGCAGAGGAGAACUUAAUAUUGUAGAUAAAGGAAAAAAUGAUUUUCAAACUGAAGCGGAUAGAUCAGCCCAGAGAUGUAUUAUAUCUUCUCUAAAUAAGCAAUUCCCAGAAAUUACAAUUAUAAGUGAAGAAGAGAAAUCAAACUGUGAAGUUCCUUCAGAUUGGAUCAUCACAGAUAUGGAUCAGGAAGUACUGAAUUUAAGUCUUCCACCACAUUUAGAAAACGUUGAUCUCAAAGAUUUGUGUGUCUGGGUAGAUCCUCUGGAUGGAACUGCAGAGUACACUCAAGGUCUUGUUGAGCACGUGACAGUUUUAGUGGGUAUUGCUGUUGGAGACAAAGCCAUUGGAGGUGUGAUACAUCAGCCAUAUUUCAAGAAUCCAGAUACUGGUUCUUGGGGAAGGACUAUUUGGGGAAUCGAAGGUGUAGGAGUUGGAGGAUUCACACCUACUCCACCUCCAAAAGGAAAAAGAAUCAUUACUACCACACGUUCACAUAGUGACAGCACUGUUGAAGCUGCUCUGAACGCGUUAGAGCCUGAUGAAAUUUUAAAAGUUGGUGGUGCUGGUCACAAGGUCAUGCUGUUGUUAGAUGGAAAAGCUCAUGCAUAUGUUUUUGCUAGUGGAGGCAGCAAAAAAUGGGAUACUUGUGCUCCAGAGGCAGUUCUUCAUGCUGUAGGAGGUACUUUAACAGAUAUGCAUGGAGAUAGAUAUUCAUACAAUCCCAAGAUAAGUUAUCCCAAUAAGAGAGGGGUAUUAGCUACUGCUCCCGGGGAACAGCAUAGUUGGUAUUUAACACGCAUUCCAGACGACAUAAAGCAGAGAUUAGUAUAAAGAUGAAUUACACCUU